This is a messenger RNA of Dicentrarchus labrax (European seabass), 2524 nucleotides long. Its product is annotated as GTPase IMAP family member 8-like. The transcript has 4 exons. Lineage: Eukaryota; Metazoa; Chordata; Actinopteri; Moronidae. The record is from RefSeq and is a predicted model, not a curated record. Gene Ontology annotation, molecular function: GTP binding. Bases 61 to 1308 code for a protein of 415 amino acids.
AGCUGAUCCAGAGACUCCAGUGAAACCUACCUGCUGUCUGUUCUCUACUAAGCAGUUAAAAUGCAAUCUAAAAGGCUGCCAUCGAACGGACAUCUAGAGUCACAUCCUGAACAGUUAACAGUCGCUCUGCUUGGAAAGAGAGCUGAGUUAAGGAACAUCAUUGGAAACAUGAUCCUUGGUAGUAAUGCUUUCGACACAGAGUCACACAUCCUUGUCGUGGGAGAGACCAGCUCAUUCAAAAUAAUCAACACUCCUGAUUUCUUUGAUGAAGAAAGUCUGCACACGGACCAGCACAUUAUUGACUUAAUGGCACUGUCUCAUCCCGGCCCCGAUCUGUUCAUACUGACAAUAGAUCCAGAAAACACCCAAGAGGUAGAUGUUGUGGCUCAGAUCAGCAAACUCCAGCAUACGUUUGGAGAAAGAAUCACAGAACACUUGGUUGUCACAUUACCAGACAUGGAAAGCUUCCAUUCACUCGGUCAUCUGAAGGAAAUCUUCGACAUCUGGUUGGCACCUGAUGAAAAUCUGGCCAGUGAAUGUAGGAACUUAUGUUCUGACUGUGAUCCAUUCCUAUAUGACUACAGACACUACAGUCAAGAUGUUGUGACAAGAAGAAAGACAGCCUUAGAGACGAUCCAGAAGCAAAGAUGUGGUGGCGAUCCCCCGUGUGACGUUGGCAGCGCAGGUACCAGCGCUCAUGGAGUGCCAGACAACAUAUUUAACAUCGUUCUGCUAGGACUAACUGGGACUGGAAAGAGUGCAUCUGCCAACACCAUCCUGGCUGUUGGAAACACCCGGCGGGGUUCAAGACAACUUUUUAGGUCUGAGCCAAGCUCUAUGCCGGUCACCACCCAGUGUGAGUUCAGAAUAAUGGAGAAGCCGUUCGGGGUGCUGGUGAGAUUGGUCGACACUCCAGACUUCUUUCACGACCAACUUGAAAACUCCAAAGCACAGGUAGAGGAGUGUAAGAAGUACUGUCAGCCAGGACACUGUGUGGUGUUACUUGUGAUACAGCUGGGCCGGUUCACAGAUGCUGAGGAAGGAAUAUUAGAAAAGCUGGAGGACAAGCUUGGCUGGAAGAUCAGAGAGAGCACAAUCGUUCUACUGACCCAUGGAGAGGGCCUGAAAAAAAGAAGUCUUCUACGAUUUAUUCAUGAGAGUGCUCCCCUCAAGAACAUUGUUGAAUUGUGUGGCUUCCGUUAUCAUCUAUUUAACAACUCUUUGAAGGACACAAAGCAAGUCAUUAAUCUCAUCAAGAAAAUUCCAAAUUACAACAAAAUGUUCCCAAAGUUAACAAAAAACUAUUAAUUCCAGAGUGCUUUCUUAGCCUGGCUAUAUGUACUGAUUAGAAUUUUCCAUUUUCAGUACCAAUGAUCGGAGCCAGCCUAUGCCUGGUGGUGCUGGUGCUUACUACUGCUGCUGCUACUGGUGUGUAACUUGUAAAUUUCUAGUCACUAUAAAGUCUAUCUAUAGUGACUCUAAAAGAUUAUGCACCUGUUUGGAAAAUGGUAUGGAUGUGUUAUAAAUCUCUCAGAGGAGGGAGGGUGAGAUUGGUUUGUGUUUGUUUAAGUCAUGUUUUUUGUUAAAAUUGUUAUUUCCACUUUAGUUUUUGUUAAUAGCAUUGAAUUCUUUCUUUAUUUAAACAUUUAAUAAAUCGUUUUGUUAGUACUUAUAAUUCUAUUUUCCCGUCUUUCUUCUACCCUGGGUUAAUUAUUAAUUGUUGCUCCUAUUACCUCUCUGUUUACAUCUGAGGUCGUAACAGGGUGACACACAGCUGGUGAGAUAGCUUCCUCCAUUUUGGACUUUCAGUUCAAAGGUCAGCAUUGUCAAGUAAAUACAUACUGUAUUAAUGAAAUUGUUUGCAUUUGUGUGAACAGUGGAAGACGAAGACACUUUGAUGUUAUGAAAACCAAUAUAUACAAAUGUGAUUAUAAAAUAAAUAUUUGCUUAUAUGUCUGUACAUCAGAUGUUAGUCUUUUCUGUUAUGUAUCACUAACAGCCACUUUGGUAGGUUUAAUGAUGAAGUUAAGGGUGUCAGGAUUUGCUGCUUUUUCUGUGUUUCAUACAUUUGUAACUAAAUAUCUUCUGUCUUAAUAAUCUUUAGGUCAAAUCACAAGAUGGUCCUUGCCCUGACACUUGAUACAGACACAGAAACAACAAAGACUAUGAGUAAAUCAGUAGUAAGGAGCAGAAUAAACUCUCUGUCUCUACUUGUCUUCCAGUUUUGAUUUUCAACAGUGUAGCAUACCCAACAAGAUGUAAAUUCACAAAAGGGAGAUAUACUGUAUGUGAAUGAGAUGUGACUAUUUGACCACAUUUGCACUUGUACACAUUAAUAUAAUCUCUAAUCAUUGUAUUUUGAAAUAGGGAGCAUCCACAUGUUUUUGAUUCUGCAUUGUCCAACAGCUAUUUUAUGUCCAUGACACUAAUUAUUAAACUGUAUGAAGGUGUCUGUAAAUAGAAAUACAGUUAAAGAAAAUGUAAACAAAAAUCACUAAAUAAAAGUCAGCCACAGUAAAAAUCA